This is a messenger RNA of Colletotrichum chrysophilum, 1575 nucleotides long. RefSeq lists its product as uncharacterized. NCBI's taxonomy places the organism in Eukaryota, Fungi, Ascomycota, Sordariomycetes, Glomerellales, Glomerellaceae. The record is from RefSeq and is a predicted model, not a curated record. Gene Ontology annotation, biological process: resolution of meiotic recombination intermediates. Gene Ontology annotation, molecular function: single-stranded DNA binding; single-stranded DNA 3'-5' DNA exonuclease activity. Bases 1 to 1575 code for a protein of 524 amino acids. The transcript is spliced from 3 exons.
AUGUCCGACUUUUCCAUACAGGCCUUCUACAAGAAGGAGGUACCCACGUCAUCGGUGGUGGCGCCUACCAAGCAACACCCUCAGGAUCACGGCUUCACCCAAGCGGAGGUCGAGGCAGGAAACAAUCCUCUCGACAGGCACUGGAAUCCGUCCGACGAAUACCAUCAAGUAUGCAUUGCGAAUAUACAGCCAGGGCCGGCGCUUAUUCGCUUCACUGGCCGCAUCGUCAACUAUACGCCUGCAUUCCUCGACUCCAAGAACACGUAUACUCGGCCAGCACACCAGCUCAUUGUCAAAGAUGACACAGGUGCCAUCGCAGUUAAACUUGUACCCAUUGGUAUCCCUGUUUCUCUUCUCCUAUUCGGACAGCUUGUCACAGUAUGGGCAAGCUGGACGGGAACCUCAGCCAAUUCGAACCAGGGAAACAUCCCCUUCGUCACCAUGUAUACUCCCAUCAACCCAGCGGACGUUGGUACCAAGCAGUUCAUACAAUUCAUCACAGACACCCCCACGACACAGAACAUUGCUCGGGUGCCCCUGGACUACGAGCGUGAUGAUCCAAACGCCAGACCGCUCCCCAACCUGAUGACACUCGGCCAAUACCUCAAAACAGGUCAUGACACAGCUGCUGCGGUUCGCCUGAUCGUCUGCGUCAAGAGCAUUGGAUCUCGCAAGCGCGUCACGAUAAAUGACCGCAGAGAAGCGGAGCUAGUCGAGGUCACUGUAUGGGAUGACACAGCAAGCUGUGCGCUGACGCUAUGGGAUGACAAGGCGAACUCUGCCAAGCUGUGGAAGCCCAACGAUACCAUUCUUCUUCUGACGAGUCCCAAUUUUAACCCCCUUCGCGAGACGAAGCCUCCCAAGCCAGCAGGUGUCGGCCUCACUUACAACACCCUCAUCGACGUAGACCCUGAUUUUCCCGAUGGCAACUGGCUUCACCAAUGGGUGAAGAAUAGGGUCAAGAAGGAGUGCAUUUGCAUUCUUUUCCCUAAGGACGUCUGGAACGCCGAGGUGGCUGUUCACGGGCCCAUACGACCGUUGUUCACUCUUUCAGAGGUGGACGAGUUCGCUCGUGCUGAUCCGGCGAUGGAUUUCACGGGCAAGCUGUGCUUGACGGUCUUAGGAUUGGAUUUGCUUGGACUCUACCGAAGGAAGAUGCUCUGCUGCAUUGAAUGCUGCGGAGUUCCCCUAUAUGCCAAUCACUCGUCCGCAACGUGUAAGAACUGCAUGACUGAGAAGACACUCGUACUCAACCCCCGAGUCAUGGGUAUCCUGGUGGACGAAACGGGGUGCAUCGCACAAGGGAAGCUGGUAUGGAGUGAGGAGGCUUGGGGCGAGCUCUUCUUCCCCGCCGAUGUGAGUACAGCGGUCGCAGCUUCUGUACUUGGAGAAGCAGACAGCCCGGCAGACAUCACUUGCCCUUCCCCAUCUUCUUCCAAGUGGAUGGACAUCUUGCAGAUGGACACGGCCAGGCUGCGGCUGCUGGAGGAGCAAAUGUUGUAUGCCCGUUUCACCUUGACCUUCGGCUGGUCCCCUUUCGUCGAGAGACUGUGUGUACUUGGAGUCGAGUGGUGA